AGCCUUACACAGUAUAAUACGUGCUAUGUAGCAACUAGUAUUGCCGAAAGUGUCGUGCGGCAUUUCCAAGCGUAAGCACACGAUCCAGUCAUUUGCCACAAACUGACGCAACUGACACAACACCAACUUUCGGCCAUGGUGCUCACCGGAAAUGGCAGCAAUGACGUCCAAGACCAGUGCUGGUGCUCCCAGCUUAGACGACUUGAUGAAGCGGCGACGGGAGGUUUGCACAGAGUUUGAGUCACAGCCCUUGGCCACAACGGCGGAUGCCACUUGCGCUGUGCAAUCCGGCUACAGCAAUGGUCAUAAAAUCAUUGAUGGCCGAAGGCAGCCCACCAGCGACACAGAGCUGCAGUCCCUGCUGUCUGAGCGGCGCGACCGGUGUGAGGUCUUGGAGAGUAGUCCGCAGCCUGGGGUGGCGGAUGCGCUUUGGAAUAAGGCUGCGCCAAACUUGGAGGACUGCCCUCGCGAGUUCAGCGAGUUCGGCGCCCGCGUGAAGGGCUUCGACCGGCGACAAGAGCUGGACCUCAAGCCAAAGGAAUCAUCCGAUAAAGCCAGCACUGUUGCUCAAGAAGCCUGGGCGGACCUACAGGCUCAGACUGCGCCUGGGGAAGUCAUGGCGUCAAAGGCACGCCAGGCAAGCCAGCACCUGCAGCAGCUGUUUGCCGAACAUGGUGCUUGUGCUGGAGUUCCGGCACCAAGCCAGUGCAGGAUGCUGGCGGCCGCCUUUGUGGAGAAGCAUAUGCGGUACCUCAGCUUUGAGACUGACCACUUGCUCGCCGUCAUCAAGAUGCUGAUGCGUUACCAUUAUCCUGAACAGCUCGCAGAUCUUCAGAGACGAGCUGACGCUCGGGAUGUUUUGGAGGCGGCUGACGCUGCGAUGCCUUCUCUGGAUAAUGUGAGUUGCACCCUGGGCCCGCUGCGAUUCCUUCUUGGGCAGGGGGUUGAACAGAAUGAGUCAGGCCCGAAUGUUUGCCUGCUGUGCAGCUUGGUGGUGCAGCAGCAGGGCGAAGUCAGCGAAGUCGGAAUGCUCUUUGUGCUGCUGGCAGCUCUUUCCGGCUUCCAGUGGGACGCGUGGGAUCCGGUCCGUCUGUGGGAGAAGGCUCAGGAGCUGCUUGCGGCGACUCCGCGGUCUGUGGUCGCCACGUUAGGCGAUGAGCGCGACAGGGCGCUUCGGACGCCCAUUUGCGCCGUGGCCCCGGAUGAGGUGCUGCAGCACGUUUUCGAGCGCCCGGCGGUGGAGUGGAAGCUCCUCGUGGUGGACCUCCGCCCGGAGGAGACGGCUGGCCUCCCAGUUUGCCUUCGUGUGAAAGGAGGGAGCUUGCCUGAACUUCUCCCGCGAGAUGAUGCCAUCCAUUUGUGCAUUGUUGAUGCCGCACCUCCGGAUCGGAUCCUGGAGGUUUGCUUUGACCUUGUGAAGGGAGGCAUUCCUCACGUGUCCGUAGUGGACGGCGGCUGGCGGGCUUUGGAGCAGCUUGUGACUGCGCUGGGGCUGGAGUUGAUGCCUGGCUGCGCUCCAGCGGAGCUUUCGAUCAGAGAGACAUUCGCGGGCGUCGCCGAGCAGGUGGCGUCCUUGGGGGUUUCGGCCUGGACCUCGUGGGCAAGUGGCACCAGUGGCACCAGCACAAGGCAUGAAGUUGACAUGGGGGAACUGCUCGACAUUUAAACUUUAAACCGCGGAAUUCAUGUUUCACCUGGUAGCACAGCCUCCUUUGCCUCGCCGCAUGGAAGGCUGCAGAGGGUGGGGGGGGAA
Messenger RNA from Effrenium voratum, 1753 nucleotides. NCBI's taxonomy places the organism in Eukaryota, Dinophyceae, Suessiales, Symbiodiniaceae. The record is from the annotation of a GenBank genome assembly.